Messenger RNA from Mixia osmundae IAM 14324, 639 nucleotides. RefSeq lists its product as uncharacterized. Gene Ontology annotation, cellular component: CCAAT-binding factor complex. The record is from RefSeq and is a predicted model, not a curated record. Gene Ontology annotation, biological process: regulation of transcription by RNA polymerase II. The coding region runs from base 1 to 639 and encodes 212 amino acids. Gene Ontology annotation, molecular function: RNA polymerase II cis-regulatory region sequence-specific DNA binding; DNA-binding transcription factor activity, RNA polymerase II-specific. NCBI's taxonomy places the organism in Eukaryota, Fungi, Basidiomycota, Mixiomycetes, Mixiales, Mixiaceae. The transcript has 3 exons.
AUGGUCAAGCGAAAGCCCAAGUCUGCACAGCCUCGGACCAACGACGGCCAAGAGACUGGUUCGGCCAAUACGUACACGAACCCUAGAGCGACUUUACAACGAAUCAGUCGCUCGAACAGUCUGUCGGCCUACGAGUCUGCAAUGCAGGACCAGGCAUCGCUCGAUGGAUCAGGCACGUUUCCAUUCGCCGAAGAGGAGCACCUCUUGCCGCCCUCCGUCGCAUUGAACGCACCUUUCGACUCGGAGACCUUGCAGAGUCAGUUCUUGGCCAAUGCAGACUAUGGCCAUGAGCCCGCCUCGUCAGCGCAGCCUGCCGAUGAGUAUCUGCGUUCAGCUGAGCAGCAGCCGGCGCAGCAGCAGCAGACGGUCAGCACAGCAGCCGAGGCACCUCAGCCUCGCCUCGUCAACGCCAAGCAAUUCAAUCGCAUCGUCAAGCGAAGAGAAACCCGUCAGCGACUGCAAGCACUUGGCAGAGUAGCGCAAGAACGAAACCAAAAGUACAUGUACGAGUCUCGACACAAGCAUGCCAUGCGUAGAGCUCGAGGGCCUGGCGGUCGAUUCCUCACCAUCGAAGAACGACGAGCACAAGAAGCACAAGAUGCCCUUGCGCAUGAGUUGCUGGACGAUACGAUGGAGUGA